AUGGCUAUUGAUCCGAGUCUUUCUUUGGCUUCUAUAACUGGAUCAUUUCCAUUUCUGAGUCUGGACCUUUGUCUCAGCAUUGUCCUCUUGAUAUCCCUUUUCGUUUUCUGGUUGACCCCAGGUGGCUUUGCCUGGGCAAUUUACAAAGCUCGUUUCCAUACCCGGGUACAAUCCAAAACCCGAGCCGCCAUUCCUGGCCCGGCAGGUCACCCCAUCAUUGGCCUCCUCUUGGCCUUCGUCAAUAACGCCUUAACACACAGAAUCCUCGCCAGUAUUGCUAACUCCUGCAAUGCAAAAGCUCUCAUGGCGUUCUCUAUCGGUUCGGCCCGGUUUGUUAUAACUAGCGAACCGGAGACCGCCAAAGAGCUCUUAAACAGCUCUGCUUUUGCGGACAUGCCUGUGAAAGAGUCUGCUUACGAGCUGCUUUUUCACAGAUCUAUGGGGUUUGCUCCGUUUGGUGAUUACUGGAGAGAGCUGAGGAGAAUCUCUUCUACUCAUCUCUUUAGCCCUAAGAGGGUCUCCGGUUGCGAGUCCCGUAGAAAAAUCGGGAAUAGUAUGGGAGAAGAUAUCAACAGCGCAAUGGCGAGUUAUGGAGAGGUGGAGAUCAGAAGGAUCUUGCAUUUUGGAUCAGUCAACAACGUCAUGUCUAUCGUUUUCGUAAGAACAUAUGAUUUCAACGAUGGUACCAAUGAGUUGGAGCACUUCGUGUCCGAAGGCUAUGAGCUUCUCGGAAUAUUUAACUGGAGUGAUCAUUUCCCGGGAGCGAGGUGGUUAGAUUUACAAGGCGUGAGGAGAAGAUGCCGUAGCCUUGUCGGUGAGGUGAAUGUGUUUGUCGGAAAUAUAAUCGAUGACCACAUAUCAAAGAGGUCUCUUCAUGAUAGUCAAGAAGAAGAAAUCACUGAUGAGGAUGACUUUGUUGAUGUUUUACUUGGCAUGCAAGGCAACAGCAAACUUUCCAACUCUGAUAUGAUUGCCGUCCUUUGGGAAAUGAUUUUUAGGGGAACAGACACCGUGGCCAUUCUAUUGGAAUGGAUCCUUGCGAGAAUGAUUCUUCACCCUGACAUUCAAGCCAAGGCGCAGGCCGAGAUCGAUGUUAUCGUGGGUGAAUCGGGACGUCAAGUCUCAGACUCAGACCUCCCCAAGCUUCCAUACCUCCGUGCCAUCGUCAAGGAAACCCUAAGGAUGCACCCACCUGGUCCCGCAUGGGCUCGUCUCACCAUUCACGAGACUCAGAUUGGGACCCACUUUAUUCCCGCUGGGACCACUGCUAUGGUUAACAUGUGGGCUAUAACGCAUGAUGAAAAGGUUUGGCCGGAGGCUCACGAGUAUAAGCCAGAUAGGUUUCUUGGUGCGCCCGAAAGUGGUAACUUCCCCAUCAUGGGAUCUGAUUUGAGGCUUGCUCCCUUUGGUGCAGGGCGUAGGGUCUGUCCUGGUAAGUCUAUGGGUAUAGCCACAGUGGAGCUAUGGCUGGCUCAGUUGCUAGGUAGCUUCAAGUGGGUCCCUUGUGGUGAAGUAGAUUUGAGCGAGACUUUGAAGCUCUCUUUGGAGAUGAAGAACCCUCUUGUUUGCUAGGCAAUCCCUAGGGUUUAA
Messenger RNA from Brassica oleracea var. oleracea, 1590 nucleotides. Its product is annotated as cytochrome P450 78A5. Gene Ontology annotation, molecular function: iron ion binding; oxidoreductase activity, acting on paired donors, with incorporation or reduction of molecular oxygen; heme binding. Lineage: Eukaryota; Viridiplantae; Streptophyta; Magnoliopsida; Brassicales; Brassicaceae. The record is from RefSeq and is a predicted model, not a curated record.